AUGGAAGAAAGGGAGGACGUGGAGGGUGUGGAGUACGAGGAAGUCGUUGGCGUCCCAGUGGAUAUAGGUGAUGAUGUGGAAAGAGUGGAGGUGGUGGAGGACGUGGAAUUUGUUGAGGAACAGAUGGACGGAAGGGAUGACGUGGAAGUGGUAGAAGUUCAGAUGGACGGAGGUGAUGACGUGGAAGUGGUAGAAGUGCAGAUGGACGAAGUGCAAGCGGAACUGGAGUUUGUGGACAUGCUCGACGAGUUGCAGCCAGACGUCGACGAAGAGUUCCGACCACUUGCCGUGGGUGAACAACCCCGAGGGCGUGCGCCAAUAAUUGACAGGCAGGCAGGCGUGACACACCCGCUUCCAGAGCAGCACAACGCGGGCGCGUUAAACAGAAUCUGCACACAGUGUAACGCCCGCCACUUCGAAGGCGAGGUUGUGGGCCGGGAUGCCAAUAGGCACUUCUCCACUUGCAGUAACAACGGUCAAGUGACCGCUGCAAGACAACACGCGUUGUUGCCCGCCCCUUUUUUACUAAUGAGUUUGUUGAUUGGAGAUUCACAGGAUGGUCGUAGAUUCCGAGACGACAUUCGCCGGUACAACAACGCCCUGGCAUUCGCUGCGUUUAGCUGUGGCACAGACGACAGGCGUUUGCGAAGGCGUGGACCGCGAACGAUGUGUAUCCAAGGCCAAACUUAUCAGGGGAUAAAUAAUGACGUGGCCGUUGACCGAGUAGAUGCCAACUACUGUCAGUUGUAUUUCCUCGAGUCCGCAGAGGCCAACGCCCGCCGCGUUGGGAUGGCUCUGCAGAGAAAUCAUCGUGAACUGUCCGUAGUUGUGAUGGGACUAUUGGACAGUUUUCUGCGGGACGUAAAUCCGUACGCAAUGGCUUUUAAGAACAUGCGUGAGGUGUGGCUGGCAGAAAGAGACCUAGCCGACGCCGAUCCCGCAGGUGUGCGACCUAGGCCAGUGACGAUGCAUUUUGUCCGAGAUGCGGCCCGGGACGACGGGCGAAACAACCUGCCUACCGCAAACGAAGUUGCGGCCGUGUUCGUAGGCGAAGGGGGUCGUCCGCUAAGAGACAUUAAUCUGGUCAUCUACGAUACGAAUCCAAUCAACCCGCAACACAGGAUGCAAACCAUGCCAUCGGGGUCGUGUCACUCGGAUCCGAUGUUGUAUCCGCUGUUUUUCCCGUACGGCGAGGCCGGUUGGCAUAACGGGAUGUUGCAAGCGGGCAACCGACGAAACAAUGUCCGCAAUCGCAACAGUAUCAGAGAGUUUGCGUCCUACCGUUUGGCUGUUAGAUAUCAGGGAAAUAACGACCAAAGGCAUGAACUGUUUAGUUUAUUACAUCAAGGUCGGUUCUUGUUGCAGAUAGGGAUCUCCUCGCCGAAGCGUAUCAAGGGCUCAUGGACCAUGUCACAACAGCUCCACAUCGAUCCCAUGGCGGUCGGGCGUAGGAUCAUAUUGCCGUCGACGUUCACGGUUAGCGACCGAUUCAACAAGAUGAAUUAUCAAGACGCCAUCACCGUAGUGGCCAGAGUGUUCAACAGGAAGCUACAGGAGCUAAUAGGUGACAUAACUGUAAAUCGUGUGUUUGGUAAUGUCGGCGCUUACGUGUACACUAUCGAGUUUCAGAAACGUGGUCUGCCCCAUGCGCAGAUAAUCCUGGCGGAGGACUGUAAGUUCCGCACGGCCGAGGACGUGGACGACGUGGUUUGCGCCUUCUUGCCGGACCCCGCAAUCGACAGGCGCUUACACGCCUGCGUCAAGUCUCACAUGAUCCACGGGCCGUGUGGAACAGUCAAUCCACAGUGUCCGUGCAUGGUGGACAACAAAUGCUCCAAAGAUUUCCCGAAAGCGUACGCAGAGGAGACUGUGUACGUUGCGGACGGCGGAUAUCCAAAGUACCGCCGACCGGAUGACGGCCGGGUGGUACUUGUGAGAGAUCGUGAGGUUGGUAACGAGUGUGUAGUGCCAUACAACCCUUACCUUCUGGCCAAGUAUGACGCGCACAUCAACGUCGAGAUAUGCACGUCCAUAAAGAGUGUCAUGUAUAUCUACAAGUAUAUAUACAAGGGACACGACCGUGUGACGUUGGAAGUUCAGGACCAGGAUGAGAUUGCCAAUUACGUAAACUCAAGAUAUGUCAGCCCACCAGAAGGCAUCUGGCGGUUGUUUUCGUACAAAUUGCACGGCAAAAGUCACACGGUCGUCAGACUUCCUGUCCACCUGGAGGGUCGUCAGAACGUGUACUUUGCGCCGGGCCAAGCAGAAGAACGGCUACAGAACCAAGCUGUGCGUAGUACGAAACUCGCGCAGUUCUUCGCGCUCAACACAACAGACGUGAAUGCUCGAAAAUACUUGUACCACGAAAUACCGACGCAUUACACCUGGCAGAUGCCACGUAAUCAAGAAAACGUACUCGUAAGAAAUGUCACCCAAUGGUUGCCGCGGCGGAUUCGGAUGGCAAACGUUACGUUGGCUCGGAUGUACAUAGUAAACCCACUGGACCGGGACCGUUUCCACCUGAGAUUGCUACUUCUGAACCGAAGAGGCCCGAAGUCCUUUCAAGACAUAAGGACGGUGGACGGAGUCGUUCACGAAACAUUCACGGCGGCUGCCGUUGCACUCGGAUUAUUGGAAGACGACCGAGCGUGGCGGGAUUGCUUGACGGAAUCGGCGACGUUGGACACACCGCUGCAGCUGCGGUAUCUGUUCGUCACUAUACUGGCUUUCUGCGAGCCCUCAAACCCGCUGGCGUUGUACGAGGCGAACGAAGCAAACAUGAUGGAGGACUUCAACCGCCAUCUCCAAGACGUCGACCGCGCGAGGGCCGCGUGUCUGGCGGCCAUCGAGGAUCUACUUCGUGUACACCGGAAAUCGCCGGGCGACUACGGUCUGCCCCUCGCUGACCCCCGUCUACUGGAACCGCUGCAGGACGACGCGCUGUUCCGGGCAAUAGACGCGGCGGCACGGUGGGCCCCACAAGUAGACGCCUUGAACGCCGAACAGCGAACGGUGUACGACCGCGUGAUGGCGGCCGUCGACGAACAACGCGAGGUGGCGAAAACUUUCUUCGUCGACGGACCCGGGGGUACCGGAAAAACAACGCUGUACGGAUGCCUGAUAUGGGCGCUUCGGCACCGACCUCCGCAGCGGGAGGUGUUGUGCGUGGCGUUCACCGGUAUCGCCGCGUCGCUCAUGGACGGCGGCAUGACCGUACACUCGACGUUCGGACUGCCUUUCGGCACGCUGACCGAAGACUCGACGUCCAGCGUCACCAUGCAGUCCGAGCGAGCGCAGAAGAUACGCAACGCGGCGCUCAUCGUCUGGGACGAAGCCCCAAUGUCGCCGGGACUGCAACUGACGGUGGUGGACCGCCUGCUCAGGGACGUCAUGGCAUCGGAAUUACCGUUCGGCGGUAAAACCAUGCUGUUCGCCGGCGACUUCAGGCAGAUAUUUCCCGUGGUCCGGAGAGGGACGAGAGCCGAGAUCGUCAUGUCGUCGAUCAAGGAAAACGGUCUUUGGCGCGUCAUGGAGCGCUUCAAUCUGGUCCAGAACAUGCGCGCGGACCACGACGUGGACUUUGCGACUUGGUUGCUUGAGCUCGGCAACGGCUGA
Messenger RNA from Metopolophium dirhodum (rose-grain aphid), 3615 nucleotides. RefSeq lists its product as uncharacterized. Gene Ontology annotation, biological process: DNA repair; telomere maintenance. The record is from RefSeq and is a predicted model, not a curated record. Lineage: Eukaryota; Metazoa; Arthropoda; Insecta; Hemiptera; Aphididae. Bases 1 to 3615 code for a protein of 1204 amino acids. Gene Ontology annotation, molecular function: DNA helicase activity. The transcript is spliced from 7 exons.